This is a messenger RNA of Harmonia axyridis, 2472 nucleotides long. It is a transcript of the gene Ttc30, whose product is annotated as tetratricopeptide repeat protein 30A. The coding region runs from base 537 to 2288 and encodes 583 amino acids. NCBI's taxonomy places the organism in Eukaryota, Metazoa, Arthropoda, Insecta, Coleoptera, Coccinellidae. The transcript is spliced from 9 exons. Gene Ontology annotation, cellular component: intraciliary transport particle B; axonemal microtubule. Gene Ontology annotation, molecular function: intraciliary transport particle B binding; protein binding. The record is from RefSeq and is a predicted model, not a curated record. Gene Ontology annotation, biological process: intraciliary transport.
UAAUUAAUAUAUUCUUCCUGAAGUCUCAUAGACUCUUAUUGUUUUACAUAAAUUAUAUAUUCAAAUGAAUCAAUCAAACAUAUUAAUCUUACAUUCCAGAAUUAGUCUCAAUAAUAAGAUACUGAUUUGCAAUUGCAUCUAUAUUUCAUGUAACAAUAAUUUCAAGGUUUUUCAUUUAUUUAAAUGUUGGCAAUUGAACAGGAAGAGCAUAAUCAUGUCUAGCUCCACAUAUUUCAUGACAAAAAUACUAUGGGAAGAAGAAAUAAUUCACUUAUUGACGAGAUUUUAAUAAUAUGAAAAAUUACUACAUGGGAGAAAGGAGCAAUUAAAACUUUUUAUCAUUUAGAAGAUCCAUUUUAGUACCAAACAUAUUGCAGAUUAAGAUUAAGGAUAACAGAUUCAGUGAAGCGAUAAGGGUUCUUCAUGGUAUUUCUGAAUCGAAUUCUACACGAGCUGGCUUAUCACUGCUCGCGUAUUGUUAUUUCUAUACACAAGAUUAUACGAAUGCAUCAAACUAUUAUGAGCAGCUCACAAAAAUGUACCCCUCAAAUAGUGAUUACAAAUUAUAUUACGCCCAAUCUUUAUACCAAGCAUGCCAAUAUGAGGAAGCAUAUCAAAUCCUGAACGAGAUAAAGGAUAUUGAAGGAUACAAAAACCAAGCGAAUAAAUUGCAAGCUGCUAUUAAAUAUGGCCAAGACGAUUUGUUGUCUGCCAAAGAGUUGGUUGAUUCUAGCUCCCCUGAAGAUCCUGAUAAAGAAGUGAAUUUAGGGUGCAUUUUGUACAAGGAUGGCAACUACGAAGAAGCUCUAUCAAAAUUUUCCGUUGCUAUGCAGAUCCAGGGAUUCAAACCAUACUUGGCCUACAAUAUUGCCCUUUGUUAUUACAGAUUAAAAGAUUAUGCUCUCUCCUUGAAAUACUGCGCGGAUAUAAUAGAGAAUGGUAUAAGAGAUCAUCCAGAAAUGAGCAUAGGGAUGCAAACGGAAGGCAUCGAAGUGAGAUCUGUUGGAAAUACGCUCACAUUACAUGAAACGGCUUUGACAGAAGCUUUCAACUUGAAGGCGGCUAUCGAGUAUCAAUCCAAAAAUAUUGAAGCAGCCAGGGAGGCUUUGACAGAUAUGCCACCAAGAGCUGAACACGAAUUGGAUGCAGUAACACUCCACAAUCAAGCUUUGAUGAAUUUUGAGACGAAUCCCACUGAAGGUUUCGAGAAGUUACAGUUUCUUCUUCAGCAAAAUCCAUUUCCUCCAGAGACAUUUGCCAAUCUUCUCCUGCUCUUCUGCCAGUACGAAUGCUAUGACUUGGCUGCGAACCUUUUAGCUGAAAAUACUCACCUGACUUACAAGUAUUUGACUCAGUAUCUUUAUGAUUUUCUGGACGCCGUCAUAACUCUUCAAACCUCCCCAAACGAAGCUUAUCAGAAAUUCGACGAAAUAGUGAGCAGACACGCCGAACUCCUGAGGAAAUACGCGAAGCAAACCCAAGAGCACAGAACUAACAAUGAGACGGCUCUGGUGAAGAAGACGGUGAUGGAGUACGAAGACUGCCUCGAAAAAUACAUUCCCGCGUUGAUGGCGCAGGCCAAAAUUUACUGGGAUCUGGAAAAUUAUCAGCAGUGCGAAAAAGUGUUCAGGAAGAGCGUGGAAUUUUGUAAUGACAACGAAACGUGGAGAUUGAAUGUUGCUCAUGUGCUCUUCAUGCAAGAGAAUAAGUUUAAGGAAGCCGCAGGAUUUUACGAGCCACUCGUGAAGAAGAGAUAUUCUGAAUUCCUAAAAGUAAACCCGAUUAUCUUGGCGAACCUAUGUGUCUCUUACAUUAUGACUAUUCAAAAUGAAGACGCUGAAGAGCUUAUGAGGAAGGUUGAGAAAGAAGAAGAUCAAUUAGCAUAUGAAGAGCCUGACAAGAAGUGUUUUCAUCACUGUAUCAUCAAUUUGGUGAUAGGAACACUCUAUUGUUCGAAAGGAAACUAUGAAUUCGGAAUUUCGAGAGUAAUGAAAUCUCUAGAACCUUAUAAUAAGAAACUUGGGACAGACACUUGGUUUUAUACCAAGAGGUGCUUUUUGAGUCUUCUUGAAAAUUUUGCUAAGCACAUGAUUGCUCUCAAGGACUCCACAAUUGAAGAAUGCAUUGCCUUUUUAGAGAACUGUGAAUUGCAUGGAAAAACUGUUAAGAGUGCAAUUUGUCCUAAACUCUAUGAUGAGAAUGAGAUUGGAAAACCAGAUGGUGAAGAAACAGUAACAUACGAAGCCAGAAAAUUGAAGUGUUUGCUACUUAAAUUGCAAAAUUAUUGAUAAACUCCAGAUAUGAGUGAAAAAAAAAAUCAGUUUCAGUGUUAAAUUUAUUCAUUUUGUUCUUAACUAACUAAUUGUUAUAUUGUUUUAAAAUAAACAUGUUCUUGAAAAUAUCACAUGAAAGUCAAAAAAUAUUUUUGUCAUGAUGUUGAACGAUAGCUGCUUAUUAAAUUAUUAGAAUUAA